This is a messenger RNA of Hemiscyllium ocellatum (epaulette shark), 3350 nucleotides long. RefSeq names its product A kinase (PRKA) anchor protein 1b (gene akap1b). The record is from RefSeq and is a predicted model, not a curated record. The transcript is spliced from 11 exons. Bases 161 to 2956 code for a protein of 931 amino acids. Gene Ontology annotation, molecular function: RNA binding. Lineage: Eukaryota; Metazoa; Chordata; Chondrichthyes; Orectolobiformes; Hemiscylliidae.
GUUGAAUGUAUCAGUUUGCGGUGGGAGGUGGGAGCACGUGGGCCGGCGCUGGAGCCCGGAGCCUGUGAGAGACCCGGAGACGGAGAGAGGGACCCGGACCCCGACCCCUCAGCCUGGUCGCCUUGUCUCCCCACCCCCGGAUGAGUGACGAGAUACCAGGAUGAGGUUCCGAGCUAUCUUCCCAUAUACUCUGCCCGGGGUGCUGGCCCUCAUUGGCUGGUGGUGGUAUAUCACCAGGAAGAAAACUCGCCCAGGUGGUCACAGCAAAGCUCAACUUACCCCUGCACCUGAAUCCAUCGCCAAGGCUGGUGGAGGAGAGCAUUACACAGCCCCCAAGGAUCUCCAGGGUUUUGGUACAACAGCCGGAUUAACGACCACCAGUGAGGAAAAGGCAGAUGAAAGUGUGGACCACUCGCUGAAAUUGGUGCCAGCUCUCCAGGUUGAAACUUCAGAGCAUUCGGAAGGAGCUGAGAGCAGAUCGUGCCUAUUGACAGAUAAAUGUGACGCCAGUGCGGAAACCAACGCUCAAACGCUGCUUCUGGACUCCUCACCCCGAUCUCAAGAGGUUCUGUUCAUGUCCAACGUGCAAGGUCCCCUCCAGACGUCACCCAAGGCCGAGAAGGAAAGCUACCCCCAUCAGCUGAUGGACAAAGUCAGCAGUGAUCCCUCUGAGAACUGGCAGCCCCCAGUAUGCAGCGCGGUGAAGACGCCCAGCCCUUUCCCCGUCCCAAAGUCCUCUGUUUGCCCGGACGCAGAGAUGGGCAACGGCAGAGCUCUGUCCCAUCUCGGUGUCGCCGAAUGUGAGCCCCCAGUGAAUGACCAUCCCAACAUGGAAAGGCCUGAACCUGAGGGUGAAAAUGCAGGCAACCUGACAGAACCCCCCUGCUUCAAGACUACCCUCAGUAACAUUAGCCUCAGCCCGUUCCUGAUUUCAACAGGUCCCCACCAGGAUUCCAACCGGGAAAGCCAACCUCCCAAAGACCCUGCUCUCAUCAGGAAUGGCUUGCCUGCCGAUUUGAUCGUGAAGGACGCUGCUUGGGAUGAGAUUGAGGAGGCGGCUGCCGGCUUGAUCUCCGAGGUGAUAACUGCGGCGAAGCAGGAACUCUUCGCUUCUCAGUUGGACCCCUGUGUGGAGGGAGUGUGUGGAACUGGGGCAACAGGAAGUAAAUUCGCGAAUGCCCCCAUCACUGCAGAUGUCCUCAGCAGGGAGCCAGGAACCGAUGAGGUACGGAGGGUCAGUGAAGAGGAGCACUCGGUGUCCGGGACCAGCGUUGUCCAGAGGCUGGAGAGGGCUGUUGGAGAUCUUUACAAACCUGAUGGAGAGGGUGAACAGGACGGGUUUGCCAUAGAGCAUCCCACUCCCAUUGUGUCCAGGAAGUCUUCGGAAGAGGCGAACCUGACAGCGGAAGAUUCUGGCUGCCAUUCCGAAGAUGGGGCAAUCGGGGAGGACCUACCAGAAGGUAGUGCAGCUUCAGAUGACCUAAAGAACCACCAAGACUCAUUGAGUAGUCGUGUGGUGUCCAAAGGUCACCUGGAACUGAGCUGUGAGGAAAAGCUUGAGGAGCCUGAAAUGGCACUGGGAGAUUCUGGGACAAGAGGAAAUGUUCCAAAGGAUUGUAUGAAUGAGGGAGACCAGAACCACCACACCACGGAGGAGGAUCUGAAUAAACAUUUGGAUAAAUCGAACGCCAUAGCGGGGGAUGCUGGUAGCAGUGUUUGCCACUUAGGGGCAGGAGCAGAGGAGCCUAUGCUCACCAAGGUAACACCUGCCGCAGAACAUCAGAAAACAGAUGCUCUGCGUGACUCUGUGACUGGAAGAACUCCCCCAGAGCAGGAUCCCAAACACAGGCACGGACCACUGGGGCAUCAGGGAACUAAGGUGACCUAUGCCAAUGGAGGACGUGCAGAAGAAGGUGCUGAUGGGAGUUCCCAAUUGGGUCUCGAAAUGGAGUUUGAUCAUUCUGGAGGUUCUGAUGUGAACAGCAUUGAUUCGAAUGACAGUGGGUGUACUGCAGGUGGACCACAGGCCCUGAGCAAGGAUGGAGCAACUUUAAACGCACUACAAGAUAAAUCAGAACUCACCAUCUGGGAGGUCCAGGUGCCGAAGCAUCUGGUCGGACGGUUAAUUGGUAAACAGGGAAGAUACGUGAGCUUCUUGAAGCAGUCUUCCGGUGCCAAGAUUUACAUAUCCACACUGCCUUACACACAAGAUUUCCAAAUCUGUCAUAUAGAGGGGAAUCAGCAGCAGGUAGACAAAGCACUUAACCUGAUUGGAAAGAAAUUUAAGGAGCUGGAUCUCAGGAAUCUAUAUGUUCCACCUCCUCCUCUGACACUACCUUCAUUGCCUAUAACCUCCUGGCUCAUGCUUCCUGAUGGCGUAACCGUGGAAGUUCUGGUGGUGAAUAUUGUCAAUGCCGGACACAUGUUUGUACAGCAACACACUCACCCAACAUGUCAUGUACUACGCAGCAUGGAUCAACAAAUGUUCAUGCUUUACUCUCAACCGGGAAUCCCAACACUAUCGCCUCCAUUAGAAGUUGGAAUAAUCUGUGCAGCUCCAGCGGUCAAUGGCGCCUGGUGGCGAGCACAGGUUGUUGCCUAUUUUGAAGAGACAAAUGAAGUUGAAAUCCGAUAUGUUGACUACGGAGGCUAUGAACGAGUUAAAAUAGAAGCACUACGGCAAAUCAGGUCUGAUUUUGUAUCACUACCUUUCCAAGGAACUGAGGUACUGCUCGACAACAUAAUGCCUCCCCCAGGUGAGGACCAUUUCUCUGAAGAGGCCAACGCAGCAAUGGACGAAAUGACCCGAGGUGCUGCUCUGCUCGCCCAGGUGACUGGUUAUGACAGUAGUGGUGUACCCCUAAUAAACCUAUGGAGUAUAAUUGGAGAUGAGGUCCUGUUUUUAAACCGAAUUCUGGUGGAGAAAGGACAUGCGCAAUGGAUAGAGAGCUAUUAGUCUGCGUCUGGGGCUCUUUUCUAGACUCAUUUUGCACUGCAUUGUAAUUCAAUCAUUUGCUGGCUGUGCAGAUGUAUAUAUAAAGUCACUGUAUUAAUAUUUUGUAAGAUCUCGAUGGAGUACAUAAAGGGAACUUUUUCCAAAAAAUGAUGGUGUCUGAUAGGUAAGUGGUUGUCACUCGAUUUAAGUCAUAUCUGAUUUAAUUUGAUAUUUAAGAAAUAAAAUUAAUUGUCAUUGUACAGAAUAGUUUUGCUAGAUUACUUGAAUGGAAUGAUAUUGUGAUCAAGAACUAUUUGCUACUUGGUUGUACAGACCUGUAAAAAGUAUCAAGAAAAACCUGGUGGAACUGAGCUUGUGUGGUGGUUUUUUAAUUAUAAUUUGGAGCUUCUCACAA